UCAAAUGUUUCCACCCAGCAAAUUACUUCUAUUCUCAAACAGAGAAAUAUCAGUGCAGUUUAUUUAUUGAUCUGUAUGACAAGGGAUCAUGAAGACUAAUACUCUCAUUGCAUGCCUUGUCUUGGUAGUUCUAUGUUCGAGUCCUGGCAAUGGGCAGCUCAGCUCAACGUUUUACGAUAAGAUGUGUCCCAAAGCACUGUCGAUAGUCAAAGCUGCGGUGAAACAAGCAGUCGCCAAGGAAAACCGUAUGGGUGCAUCGCUACUCCGUCUUCACUUUCACGACUGUUUCGUUAACGGGUGUGAUGGGUCGAUUCUCUUGGACGACUCUGCAAACUUUACUGGAGAAAAAACUGCGGGUUCUAAUAACAAUUCUGUGAGGGGAUUCGACGUGAUAGACACCAUCAAGACUCAACUGGAAGCAGCUUGCAUCGGAAUUGUUUCUUGUGCCGACAUUUUAGCCACUGCUGCUCGUGAUUCAGUUGUUCAAUUGGGAGGGCCAACAUGGAGAGUACAGCUAGGGAGAAGAGAUUCGAGAAGUGCAAGCUUGAGCGGUGCAAACAGCCAAAUUCCUGCAUUUACAUCAAGCCUAAGCGCACUUACCUCAUCUUUUAGUAAUAAGGGUCUUUCUACAAACGAUAUGAUAGCCCUUUCAGGAGCUCAUACAAUUGGUCAAGGGCGGUGUACCACUUUCAGAACCCACGUCUACAAUGAAACGAAUAUAAACAGUGCCUUUGCUACUUCUGUGAAAGCUAAUUGCCCAAGCACCGGUGGUGACAACAACUUGUCGCCCUUAGAUGUUCAAAGUUCCACCGUCUUUGAUAACCAAUACUACAUAAAUCUUAAAAGCCAGAAAGGACUUCUUCACUCCAACCAGGAGCUAUUCAAUGGAGGCUCUGCUGAUUCUCAAGUGACUACCUAUUCUACCAAUCGAAAUACCUUCUUCACUGAUUUUGCAGCUGCCAUGGUGAAUAUGGGCAACAUAAGUCCUCUGACUGGUACCAACGCGGGAGAAGUCAGAAAGAACUGUAGAAAACCCAAUUAGGAACGGUUCCUACCAAAUUACUGUCCAAUAAAGUUAUGCACUGAAUGGGCCUCGCUAUAUAUGUUUGUAGAAGACUCCCUUCUGAUUGGGAAUUUACCACUCAUGCGAGGCGUAUGAGAAAAUAAUUAUGUACCGAAUUUAUUUGAAUAUUGUAGUUUUUCUCUUCUA
Cryptomeria japonica (Japanese cedar) is the source of this 1210-nucleotide messenger RNA. RefSeq names its product cationic peroxidase 1-like. The transcript is spliced from 4 exons. Gene Ontology annotation, molecular function: peroxidase activity; heme binding. Gene Ontology annotation, biological process: hydrogen peroxide catabolic process; response to oxidative stress. Lineage: Eukaryota; Viridiplantae; Streptophyta; Pinopsida; Cupressales; Cupressaceae. Bases 89 to 1042 code for a protein of 317 amino acids. The record is from RefSeq and is a predicted model, not a curated record.